AAUCGGUGAAAUUCAAAUGGUGACUAAGCAAAGAAAAAAUUACGAAAAAACAGAAAGAAUCUAAAAGACCAGAAGUGAACUAACUACCCCGAGCAAAAGGCAAGACACGUUCGUCGCUUACAAAACUGAAGUGAACUUAACCUAGUUACCGGUGACUCCUAAGUUACAAAAAAUGGCGGCUUCUCCAAAUGACGAACUUUCUGAGACUAAAACACUAGAUUCCGCCGUCCAAAACUCCCAAACCAAUGGCCAAGAUUCAAUCCCAGAAGAUCCCCAACCUCUUCAUGAAGCAAUCCUGCCGUCCGAUCGCCAAUCAACGGCCGACACCAAUCCUGGAGAGAAACGAAAGCGGGAGGAGGACCAAGACCCGACCCAGAACCCGGCCCCCAACCCUCUAUGGAAAACCAGCCUUUGCUCUUACUUCAGACGGCAAGAUGGGUCCUGCAGCCAUGGCAGCACGUGCAGGUACGCGCACGGCGAGGAAGAGCUCCGGCCACGGCCGGAUAACACGUGGGACCCGACUUCGGAGAGGGCAAAGAAGGCGAUGAAGGGAGAGAAUGGGGAGAAGUUGGCGGCGAAGGAAGAAGAGGAGGAGAAGGAGGUUAUGAUGACGGAGAUGGUUAUGGAUGGGGAGGAUGCUGAAGGUGGUGAAGAGUGUGGAGACCCUCAAUUGAGUAAAUGCUUGGUGCAUUUGCCAAGGAAGUGGCAUUCGGAUAAUUUGAGGAAGUUUCUUAGUGAUCAAGGAAUUCCUUUUAAAUCUGCAAAGAAAAAGAAAGGCAUGGUGGUCGGUUUUGUGAGUUUUGAAAGUGCUGAACAAUUGACAAGUGCAGUUGAGGAGCUGGAAGGAAAAUCUUUUGGCAACAAGAAUUUAAAGGUUGCAAAUAUCAUUCCUCGAUCAUUUGAGAGGAAAGUCAAAUCAGCAAUGGCUGCGCCUCUGAGCUUCCAACAAAAUAUGGAAGAUGCAUCAGUUAAGGAGAAUGCUGGUGUCUCUAUUGCUUCAAAUGGAAUUGAAGAUGGUGCUUCAAAUGAUGAUGGUUCUGCACUGGAUGAUUCAGCCUCAAAGGCAAAAAAUGCCCGUGAUGCUGUCACUCCCCUUGCACAUAUGCCUUACGGUGAUCAGUUGGAGCAUAAGAAGAAUUCUGUCAAGCAAAUGCUCAAAAAACUUACUAGAAAUGCGCGUAAAGCUUGUCCUAAUGGUGUUUCACUUCCUGAAUGGGUUCUUAAGUCUAGGGAAAGAGGUGGUCUUCCAUGUGAACUAGAAGGCAUAAUUGAAUCUCCAGUUGUAAAUGGAUACCGCAACAAGUGUGAGUUUUCUAUUGGAUAUUCUCAACAGGGCAAACCGACUGUGGGGUUCAUGCUUGGAAAUUUUAGGGAGGGUGUGACAGCGGUUGAAGAGCCUGUGGACUGCCCAAAUGUUUCGAAAAUUGCUUGCAAAUAUGCUUCAAUCUUGCAGGAAUUUCUGCAACAUUCAAGCUUACCAAUUUGGAACAGAUUUAAAAAUACAGGAUUCUGGCGUCAGUUAACUGUGCGAGAAGGAAGAUCAGCUGGGAAGGCUGUGGACGAAAAUCUUGAGGCCAAUAUUUCAGAGGUCAUGCUCAUUGUUCAGGUUUGUUCUGUUGGGUUUGGUGAUGCACAAAUAACCAGUGAGUUCGAGAGGCUGGCUCAAGCAUUUGCAGCAGGUGCUGCUGCAAAUUCUCCUACUCUGCCUCUAACAGCUUUUAUUGUUCAGGAUCAUCAAGGAAUAUCAAACGUGGCACCAGCUGAUGCUCCAUUGCGUUCAAUACCCAUCCUGAAGGCAGAAAGUGUUCUUGAGCUGGAGACAACCAAUAAUGUUGUAGAAGCAAGAAUUCAUGAUUGUAUAAGCAAUCUUCAGUUCUCUAUAUCUCCAACAGCAUUUUUUCAGGUCAAUACCCUAGCUGCAGAGAAAUUAUAUUCACUUGCUGGCGAGUGGGCUGGUUUGGGUUCUGAUACCUUGCUGUUUGAUAUAUGCUGUGGGACCGGAACAAUUGGCCUUACAUUAGCUCAUCGUGUUGGUAUGGUUAUUGGCAUUGAAAUGAAUGCUUCUGCAGUUCAAGAUGCUCAUAAGAAUGCCGAGAUUAAUGGGAUAAAGAAUUGUAGAUUCAUCUGUUCAAAGGCUGAGGAUGUAAUAGGCUCUCUGUUGAAGGAGUACCUAAUCGUGUCUGAGAAACAAGGUCAACUUUCAAGUGCCUUAGAAAGUAGUGACAAAGGAAUAGUUAACUGUGAAGAGAAAGAUGCAUACGCAACCAGUGCACAUAAUGAUGGAGAGAGCUCAUGCCAAGAGCCUGAAAACUGUUAUUCAGAAAAUGAUGGAAAAGAGAUCCAAAAUCAACUUCAGGAGAGUUCCACUCCAAAAGAUGGAAACUCUUCAGUGCAGCUAUUCAAAAAUGUCAUUGCUAUUGUUGAUCCUCCACGUAUGGGACUUCAUCCCACUGUGAUCAAAGCUUUAAGAACUCAUGCACGUCUACGUUGUCUUGUGUAUAUUUCCUGCAAUCCUGAAAGCUUAGUGGCAAAUGCCAUUGAGCUCUGCACACCAUCUCCUGAGAAAGUUGAAAAGGGGAAGAAAGACAAUCGGGGAUGGAGGAACAUGAGUAGUGCUGGUUUAGCAAGGCAACGAGCCAAGUCGAUGCCUGUUUCAGAGCCUUUCCGACCUGUAAAAGCCAUGGCUGUUGAUCUUUUCCCGCAUACUCCACACUGUGAAAUGGUGAUGCUCUUGGAGAGAUAAUGUGGCCUACUCUGUUUGGUGAUUAUAUAACUUUAUAUCAAGUCAAACAUGAAUAUAGUGCAGAAGAUAAGUCUACCAACAGAAAUUUUGAAGCUCAAAGUUGUUUCCUUUCUUGUUAGCAUUAAAACUUUUGCAUAACUGUUGUAUUUAUAUUUUAAAUUUCGUAGUGAAAUUUCCCCGACGAGGGUGAACUGCCCUCCACUUUUUCUAUCUCCAUUUAGUUGACUUGCUGAGACAUGAUAUUGGGGUAUCCCGCUUUGGGCUAUUUUAUAUAUAUGCUACAUCAAUUCUUGGCUGACCCUUCUGCAAAAUUUGAAGUUUGAGCCCAUGAUCCAACCUAUCAAUAAGACAACUCGUCUUCGCUUCUGUAAGUUGCUAUCACAAAUGGGUGAUUGGGUCCACUCGUUUGUUAUCUCUACUCUGAAGAGCUUGAAAAUUUUGCCAGAGUCGCACUAAGGAAAUUAGUGGACCUCUAUAGGAUAAUUAAGAUGGACUUGUCUCCACUAUGAAUAGUAAGAAUUGCGUGGAUGACCGAUGACGGGUCUCGUGGGAUAUACAGUAGUGGCACAGAUGCCCCAGCCUUAUUGCCGAGAUUUACCCUAGCCUUUCUUUCUCCAUAUUUCCCUUCCCAAGUCCCAUCCCAUCCAACCCAAUGAACAUGUUCUUGCCUUUAUUUAUCUUUAUGCAGUAGUUUCUUCUCUGUUUUUACUUUUGUUUCAUGGUU
Messenger RNA from Durio zibethinus, 3467 nucleotides. RefSeq names its product zinc finger (CCCH-type) family protein. The record is from RefSeq and is a predicted model, not a curated record. Lineage: Eukaryota; Viridiplantae; Streptophyta; Magnoliopsida; Malvales; Malvaceae. Gene Ontology annotation, biological process: RNA processing. Gene Ontology annotation, molecular function: RNA methyltransferase activity; RNA binding; metal ion binding.